Adineta ricciae is the source of this 1020-nucleotide messenger RNA. The record is from the annotation of a GenBank genome assembly. NCBI's taxonomy places the organism in Eukaryota, Metazoa, Rotifera, Eurotatoria, Adinetida, Adinetidae.
AUGAAUGCAACGAUAUCAUUGCCACAGAAUAAUACAACUUUGGAAAGUAUUACUCUCUUCCAUCAUCCUGUUCUAUACGCUUUAGCUCUCUAUGCUCUAUUUUUAAUUAUCGUUGGCACUGUUGGUAAUCUUUUAACUAUUAUUAUACUCUUUCGGCCGAAUUUGAGAAAACAUGCCACGAUGCGUUAUCUAAUCGCAGUUGCUGUAGCUGAUCUUUGUUCAUUAUAUUCGUGGAACUUUAAUUUGUUCUAUAAACAUCUAAUCAAUCCGUAUCAAAACGAUUUGGAAGAUGCAUCAAUUGCAUCUUGUCGCUUCGUGUCAUUCUUUGCGUUUGUUAGUUUACAACUUUCGUCCUGGUAUUUAACUUUGGUUAGUUUCGAUCGCUGUCUCAAUAUCCAUUUCUUAUUCUGGCAUCGAAAAUUCGGUCAACCAAAAUAUGUUAUCUUCAUUCUUCUCCUUGUAACUGUCGUCAUCGUACUGAUCAAUAGCCAUCUGCUUUUCCUCAAUGGUUAUCAACAAUCGAAUUGUAUACCGUUUGAAAAACGUACUUGUGUUGUUUGUUAUGCGCGUGUUAAUGAUCCUUAUUACAUCUUUCCAAAAUGGGAAAAGAUACACGUAUUAAUCUAUAAUCUUAUACCUUUUUCGAUCAUGUUCCUAUCGAAUUGUUUUAUUAUUCGUCGUUCGAUUUUGUCAACCAUUGUGCGAACUUCGUCAUUGGACACUAAACAACGACUACGUCGAAGUUAUCGCCAACGAAAACAACGACAAUUGACAUACCUGCUUCUCAUUGUGACUAUUUUGUUUGUAUUAUUAACAACUCCAGUCAUGAUUUACAAUGUCUUUCUGAGAAAUCAUCUCGUUGCUCGAAAACCAUUGAAAUACAUUGUGCACGGCGUACUUUUAUCCAUGCAAUUCACCAGUCAUGCUAUCAAUUUCUUUGUCUAUUGUUAUGGUGCGUCGAAAUUUCGUCUCGAAUUGAACGAAUUCUUCACCAAUUCGAUACGCAAAAGACCUCAAUGA